CCUUAUAAAUUUUGGGCGAUCGCGAGCACGCACAGAGUACCAUAAAAGAUAUGAAACCGUGGGCGGCUGUUCAUCACAAUUGCUCAUUUUUUCGCCGCACUGUUUGUUUUAUUGCAUGAUAAGCAGUAUCGCAUUUCCCAUAUUUUACUACCAAACGACUCAAUGUUGUUAAACUUUUUUGUUGUCUACACUAAUACACUAUUUCGCACUUUUACAGCAUCCGUUGUUAAUUUUAUGGGUUAAUUAAAAUGAACGUGAAUAUUUAUAAAAUGUGCUGUUGUAAACCCAUACACACGCCGCCUGUUGCAACGCUGUAUAGGUUACCAAGUUUCAGUUGAUGCUUUACUCAACAGUGCUAAACGUGGUCGGCUGAAGUACCAGACAUGGUGGAGGUGCACAAGUCGAAAAUGUCGCUCAACGGAAUACAACAACCGCCCUACAAUAGGAACAAAAGUAUAGGUCGCCAAUUCCUGGAAGUAGCCCAAAUUAUAGGAGACGUCUGCCUCCUCUUUUUGUAUCUACUGUACAGCCUUGGAGAUGCUAUAUACCGCUACGUUGUACCACCUACACCAAAAUCAGUGAAAGGAGAGAUCGUUCUGAUUACUGGUGCAGGUCAUGGCAUGGGCAAAGAACUGGCGUUUUUGUACGCGUCGAAAGGUGCCACGGUAGUGGGCUGGGAUGUGAACAAAAAGAACAAUGAAGAAACGAUAUCUGAAAUAAAUCAACGUGGAUAUCCACACGCCUACGCUUACUAUUGCGAUGUGUCAAAAAGAGACAGCGUUUUCGAAGUCGCCAAAAAAGUGCAACAAGAAGUCGGAGAUGUCACCAUCCUGAUCAACAACGCCGGAAUUAUGCCCACACAUCCAAUUUUAGACCAGACACAAGAAGAAAUCGAAAGAACUUUUUCCAUUAACGUUUUAGCCCAUUGCUGGACGAUGCAAGCGUUUCUCCCCGCUAUGAAAAAAAACAACCGUGGACACAUCGUCGCCUUGUCUUCUUGUGCCGGUCUUUUCGGCCUUGAAAAUUUAGUACCUUAUUGCGGCAGCAAGUUUGCCGUUCGUGGAAUGAUGGAAGCGUUACAUGAAGAACUUAGGUUGGAAAAGCUGGAUCGUAUUGAGUUAACCACGGUUUGCCCCUACAUGGUGGACACAGGCUUGUGUAAAAGACCAAGAGUCAGAUUUGACAGGUUCAUGCGUUUGUUGACACCAGAGUAUGCUGCCAAAGCCAUUAUGAAAGCGCAGCAAACAAAUAUGAAAUUGGUCACAGUACCUAAUUACAUGCUUAGUUUAACUAACUACGUUAGGUUAUUCCCUCUGAAAGGCGCCAUCUACGUCAAAGACUUUAUAAACGCCGGUCUGGAAUCAGAUCUUUAAUUUUAAUUUGUAGAUAUGUAGAAUUAGUGUGUUAACUGCAGUGUGGAAAAACUAAAUUUUAAGUUAAAAGUGAUAGUGGUUGCAUUGGUUACCCAGUAACAAUUUUAGCGCGUUUUAACUUUCAGACGAUUAAAACAGUUUUUAUUGUU
This is a messenger RNA of Zophobas morio, 1522 nucleotides long. Its product is annotated as epidermal retinol dehydrogenase 2-like. Lineage: Eukaryota; Metazoa; Arthropoda; Insecta; Coleoptera; Tenebrionidae. Bases 384 to 1373 code for a protein of 329 amino acids. Gene Ontology annotation, cellular component: lipid droplet. The record is from RefSeq and is a predicted model, not a curated record. Gene Ontology annotation, molecular function: oxidoreductase activity, acting on the CH-OH group of donors, NAD or NADP as acceptor. The transcript has 6 exons.